UUUAUUAUUACAGAAAUGAGCGACACAACAGCAUCUCAAGAUAAUGCGAUAGUGAUUCACUGCAAUUUGUGUGAUGAGCCAUUUAGCUCAUUCCAAGAUUGCCUUGCCCACAGGCUGGCAAAGCACAAACGUCAAUCACAGAGGAAAUUGCGCGAUUGUUUGGACGCCGUCGCAAAGCUCUUUGCCAGCGAGCAAAUCCAAUCCGAACGUCGCGAUCUGAAAUCGCUGCUCGCCCAAAAGCAGCCCGGACAACAGUUUUCUACUCUAUUGUCUUAUUAUUCGGGUAAUUGCAAUAUGAUGGCGCUUUGUUUUGACGAGGUGCAAGAUCGCAUAACUCGGCUUUUGCAGGGCCGUGCAAGGGUCUAUCCCUUUGGUUCCCUUGUAACAGGAUUGGUCUUGAAAGAUAGCGACAUUGACAUUUACCUAGAGCACACGGACACCAGUUCAAAUGCCAUGUCUCACCGUCAAUUGUUCGACAGGAUCCUUGGUUAUUUGCGUCGCAACGAUUGCUUUGAUGAUGUGGUUGCCAGACGACAUGCUCGUGUGCCCAUUAUUCGCUUCAUGCAUGUUGUGAGCGGCCUCAGCAUCGAUAUCAAUAUGACCAGUCCGAAAAGCACCUACAAUUCAUGUUUUAUUGCCGCGCUAUUGCGUCUUGAUGUGCGCAUACGCGAGCUGUUCCUGUUCCUCAAGUUGUGGGCCAAGAAGUUGAAGAUAAUUAACUGCAGUGGCAGCAUGACUAGCUAUUGUCUGGCUGUCCUCAUCAUCUAUGGCAUGCAGCAGCGAAAAUACUUCCCGUCCAUUAGGCAGAUGCAGGCAUGCUGCCCAGUGCAGGAAGUUAUGGGCAUUAAUUAUGGCUUCAGUUUGCAGCAGGUCCCACAGCUGCCGGACAGCUUGACCACUUUGGAUCUCAUCACCAGUUUCUUUCAGCUAUACAGUCGCAUGGACUUUGAUAAGAAGCUGCUGUCGCCGUAUUUGGGAUAUGCACUGGACUUGACAACACCGUGCUCUUUGUCUCAGAAUUUUCCGGAAUAUGAAAAGCAAUUGAAAACCAUACAGAAAGUGACUGGCGAGCAGCCAGAGCCGUUUCAAAGUGAACGUUGCAUUUGCGUACAGGAUCCCUUUGAGUUGGAACACAAUGUAGGCCAGUCCAUAUCGCCAACAAAUCUCGCCUAUCUGCGGCAAUGUUUGAAAUUUGGCUAUAAGGCUUGCACCGAUGCAAAGCUUCUAUCAUCGCCUGCUCAGCUUUAUGACUAUUUGCUUUUUGGCUUGGCCGAUGAACUGUUGCAGGCCCAGCGUGAGAAAGCAGUGCAUCCGGCCAAGAUGAGCAGACAAAUGCGGGAGGAGAUGCCAACAGCAGCAAAAACAACAAGAACAAAACCAGCAGUUGCAACAACAACACCAACAACAAAUUCUGCAGCUGCUGAAUCUGUGACUGAAUUAGCUUCAACUGCAACAGAGAGACUAACAUCCAGCAGCUCGACCGACAGUGGAUUGCCACUGAUGCAUUUCUGCAUACUGAAGCCCUCAAAUAAUGACCUGAAAGGGUUGCGUGCUGAUUUUAUUAAAAAGAAUCCAAAUGCAAAACGAUCAAUUUUUUACUACUGGACGGAAUGCUAUGUGGCUGCCAUUAAGGAUUUUUUGGCAAAUAUUUAUAAGUUAAAGAUGACGCUAAUUGAUCCAGAAGAACGCUUUAAGCCCAGUGAACUGCCGCGACGAUUUACCUGGCUAAUUGAAACCCAACUGGAUACGUGGAGUGGUCGCAAUUUUCAACGCUCCACAAAGAUUUCAUUUUUUGCCGUACAAACGCAGCAGACUCUUGACUUUUUGAAAACACGCGCCAAGAAUGGGAACAAUGCAGUUAAUCUGAAAGGUCGCUUUUCGCUGGUUAUUGCGCCGGACUAUAAGGAGCUGCGGUUGGAGCUGCAGCCAAUGCCUGGUGACGAUCUGGGUCUACAACGACUUAGUCCGCUGACCAAAUUCUUUAAAUCGUUGAAAAACAUGCUCUGCAAUUACAACUUUAAGGAUAAGUUUAAUAACUUAAAGUAUCAGCGAUGAGUAUCAAGCGCAAAAUGAAACGAAAUAUUUUUAUAAACGACUUGCCAAUUACAACAGAUUAUUGUGAAAUCAAUAUAUAUAUAUAUGCAUAUAUAUAUGUAUAUAGUGAAAUGAGUUUAAGAGAAUUGCAAUAUCAAAAAGGCCAAACUUCUAAUUAUUGCUUAACAGUUAUAAACAUAUCACUUGUCGUUUAUAUAUCUUUAAAAUUUUAGUUUACUCACACAUCGACCAUUAUUUGAACAAAUAAAUCUAUUGCAAUUCUCGA
This is a messenger RNA of Drosophila grimshawi, 2320 nucleotides long. RefSeq names its product speckle targeted PIP5K1A-regulated poly(A) polymerase (gene mkg-p). Bases 16 to 2055 code for a protein of 679 amino acids. Gene Ontology annotation, molecular function: RNA uridylyltransferase activity. The transcript has 2 exons. The record is from RefSeq and is a predicted model, not a curated record. Lineage: Eukaryota; Metazoa; Arthropoda; Insecta; Diptera; Drosophilidae.